Molecule: messenger RNA, 4840 nt
Organism: Ceraceosorus bombacis
Lineage: Eukaryota; Fungi; Basidiomycota; Exobasidiomycetes; Ceraceosorales; Ceraceosoraceae
Source: the annotation of a GenBank genome assembly
AUGGUGCCUUGCGCUGCCAGCAGCAGCAGCAGCAGCGCCAGCGGAUCAUCCAGCUACCACUCUCCCAUGGCAGCCGCAUCCGCAUCCGCAUCCACACCCACACCCACACCCACACCCACCACUCUGGCAGAUCUCGGCAUCACAUCAUCCGAAGCGCUCAUCAAGCUGCUCAAAUCCGAUCCCAGUCAGAGCAGCAGCAGCAGCAGCAGCAGCAGCAGCUUGGCCAUCAAAGUGCAGGCUGCUCGCAUCGCGUGGGAGUGCGAGGAUGAGGAUGGAGGGAUGUUUGCGAGACGAGCAGAAACGCUGCUGGAUUGGACAUUGACGACGCUAUGCAAGCCUGUGCGAAGGGCUUGGGCGAGGGAAAGGGUGAAGAACGCGGGCAGCAAGGCGGCAGAGGCGACGAGUGUGGUGGAGGAUGGCGACGAGGAUGAGGAUGCGCUGUUACAGCUGUGGUUGCUGUUGCAGCGCAUCCUGCCCACGCUCAACACCCGCACAGCCACAUGCAUCCUCGCACCGCACCCUCUGCUGCGUCUGAUGCGCACCACGCUGCACCAGCUGCUGCUGCACUGUGACUCCAGCAGCAGUCAACGCAUCGAUGCUGUGCUGUCUGGCCUCGCAGCAGUCAUGCAGCGAGCGCACCCACACGCACACACCGACAUCGAUGCUCUGUCGGAUGCCAUGAUCGCAUUGCUGCGCUUUGCCAGGCAGCACCUCAGCCAGUCACAGUCCAUCGACGACAAGACGUCGACGUCGACGUCCAGCCAGACAGCCACAGCAGCCUGCCACGCCGACACGCACGCCCACGCCCACGUCCACGUGUCUUGCCUGCUGACAUCGCUGCACCGGGCUAGCAGGUCUGCGUGCGAUGCGAUUGUAGGCACUGCCAUUGCCAAAAAGGUGAGCAAGCAUCGUAUCGCAGUGCAGCGCUCAUCUUCUCACUCUCUUCCCCUUCAACGCUCCUCACACAGCUGUCUGCCCACUUUGUGCAGCACGCGGUGGGCCACUACGCUGCAGUCACGCGCUUGGUGGACCAGCUGCCUGCCACACCCACCAAGCACGGCUUGCAAGCUGCCCUCUCCCAACUCGCGCUGGACAAUCUCUUCAGCUUGCAUCAACUCGCCCAAGUCUCUUUAGCCAAAGCGCAAGAGCACGUGCACCCGCACCCGCACCCGCACCCGCACACUCUUGAAGCGCUCUUUGCUGCUCUCGACACCGACGCAGCAGAGCGAGAGGAUGCGCUGCACAUCUUGCCGCAGCUGCUCUACCAGCUCCACCAGCAGCUCUCGCGCCAUCGCGCUCUCCUCUUUCCCAUCACCCACACACACCCCAGCUCAUCCAUCGCCACCACCAUCGCCACCGCUUCCAGCCUCGAAUCACAACGCAAGCAGCAGCGCGCCAUCGAGCUGCAGGCCUUUUUGAUUCCUGCACAAGCACUCAUCAACCGCACGCCCGACGCAUCUCUGCGAGCAAAGGCGUGCGCGCAGCUGUUGCAACAGGUACAGCAUCUGCGCAUCUACGCGCGAGGAGCGAUGCAGUGCAAGGCUCACUUUGCCGCAGUGGCCAGCGCACUGGUCGACGAUCUGAGUGCGAUGAUGCAUGGCGGCGCAGCGCACACCAUCGAUGCGCUGAGCAUCAUGUAUGCGCUCGACGACCACAUUCUCUCACCGCUCCUCUCGCGUGCUCUUGUCUGUGUGGCCAGAGCACCGCAAGCAACAGCAGCCUCUGACGCAGGCCAGGCCUUUCUCCAGGCGCUCAUUCGCGCAGCGCAAUCGCAAAGGAGCGUCUCCCAACUCGUCGAGCUGUGCUUCCAAGCUGCAGUGGCGGCCGUCGAGCAUGGCAGCUUGGAAGAAGUUCUUGGCGGUCCCCUCUUUUCCGCGUCCAUCAUGGCUAGUCUAUGCACAAGCGUCGCCGUGUUCCUACCUCCCGAUCACGUCAUCCAUGUCCUGCAACAUGUCAAUGCCCGACUCGCCGCGCUCUCAGACCACGCCCAGCACGAGUCGUCAUCGUCGGCGGCGGCGGCGGUGGUAACUUUGCGCCUCGCCAGCAGCAUCAUACUCCACAUCCACCUCCCAGAGCCUCUGCGUCACCAAACGGAUGCACAACUUUGCCUCGUGCUGGACAGCAUCGUCGGCAAAACAGAGGGACGCGGCAUUGAGGCGCUGGCAGAGAGUUUGCAUCUGCAUCGCGCUGUGGACCUGCGAUUGCGCAGCGGCAGAGACUUGUCAGAAGUCGCGCAUACCGAGGACGGCGACGGCGACGACGACGACGGCGACGACGGUACUGCGCAUGCAUUCCGCAGCAUCACGCGCCACAGACGCACCUUUGAAAGCGCUUGCGCACGCAUCUGCAAGAUCAUCGCGACAGCCACAGGCACGGCCACAACGGCGCUGCUCUUGUCGUUCGUCAAGCUGGCACUGUACUUUGCCACCAUACACGAUGCGCACGCGCCCCCAUCCGACCACCUCGAUUUUGCAAUCGAGCGAGUCAUGCAGCUUUGCUCUGGUGGCAGCGACGACGCAGCACUCGCCUCGACGGCGCAGGACAGGCUCGCUUGCCAAGCUGCGGUGGUCUGGGAGCUGAGCGAGGCUUUCGAGUAAGUCGUUUGCACCAGCGUGCCAAUAGAUACGCCCCAGCUGACGCCUUUUAUUCUGCAUACUCGACAGCGUAUUUGCCCCUCGACAUGCCCUCGUGCAAUUUUGCAAAAAGUGUCUCUUGCCAGCAUGGCACGCGCACGCGAUUGGUGCUGAUGAGAGUCGCUCACCGCUGCACUAUCUCGCUCGCGACGCCGCUUUUCUGGAGCUGGCGAAUUGGCGUCAAGCCAUACUCGUGGCAGUGCAGAGCGAAAACGACGCCGUCGUACUGGCGCUCGACUUGCUCCCCAUGGCCUACUUCGACAUCGACUUGAAGCGAUCCUUGCUCGUCUCUUCUCUUGGCCUUGCUGCGUCUCUUCAGCGCAGCGACAGCACCAACGCUGCACCGAUCCUGCUCAGAUUCCAGACCCGCUUGCUGCAGAGCUUGUCCGCCGAGCUGCCUUCUCACGCUGUUCAUCAAGAGGUGAGCUUCAGUGCUACCAAAUGCGGCGCAAUUUUUCCAGGCUGACAGCGCUUGCGCCCUCCAAUAGCUGCGAGAACAAUUGGUCGAGGCUGCAAAACGCGCGCUCUCUGCGCCCUUUGCGGGGGCGAGCGAAAGUGGGCGCCUAAUCUCUGCCUUUGCUACGUCAUUUGUAAAUUGGGCAUCGAGUGCAGCGCCAAACCAGCAGUCCGAGUGGUGGAGCAUCCUGGCGCAAUUUUUGCAGGGUGCGAGAGACGCAGAGCAAGUGGCCAGCUCGCCGGCGUCUCAGCUGCAGUGCGCAUCUGCCCGCGCAGCAGUACUCGCCGCGUUCACAGAGAGAGCCGGCGAACAUCGAAGAGCGCCUUCGGGAGAGAUCAUUGCGGUAUUGCAAGAUCAGCUUCCGGGGACGAUGCAGGACGACGUGUGGAGCAUCACCCACAGUCUCGCACAUCAAGCUGCGGCUCAAGCUGCGCAACAGAUGCUGCAGCUUCGACUGCGCCUCCAGCUCUCGCAUCAUUUGCAAACGUCUCCAUCAAGCCUGCCCGAGUCGAGCGCGGCCACGCUGCUCGAGCGCAAAACUGUCGAAUCCAUCUGCACCGCUUUCACGGGUGAUCUCGCGCUCCAGUACGUGCGGCUGCUUGGUGCUGUACUGCAGACCUCUACGUAUCCGCGCUGCGCCUUGGGCGGUCGCAUCGCUCUUGCCCUCGCUGCUAUUCUUGCGAGCGUUGAUUCUGCAGCGGGAGACGAUCUUGCGAAUGCCUGCGCUGCAUGCACAUCCAAGCUCACUCGCCAAGAUUACGACGCAGCGUUGUCGACCGCACUGGAUGCCUUGCGGCUAAUCUUGACCGACUCGAGCGUAGCAGCAGCAGCAGCGGCAGCGGCAGCGCGUCGACGCGACGCUCGAGGUCUGCUCCUCACCCUGCAGCACCUCCUUCAACGCGGUCCCGAAGGAACACUGCAGAUGGCACAAAGGCACUGGAUGGCGCUCUUGGGCACUGUCAACCUCUACAUCGAUACGCUUCCCCUUGUGCUUCUCUCGCCAAUUAUGCACCUCGUCCAGAAUGUCGUCUCGACCCGAGCCAUGCUACUCCGGCUCGCCGACGUCAGCUUGCUCCUGACCAUCAUCAGCAAGCUCAUCGGACCGCGGUCGCGAUUGCGACAGGCACAUGAGGAGGCCUUCGUGCCGAGCUCUGCCAUCUUCAAAUCCAUAACGACGACGCUGGGCGCCCUUUGCCGCCUGCGCAACGAUCUCAUCUCUUGCGCUCUCCCACACCUCAUGGUCGUCCUGAUCCGACUCGUGUCCCUCUUCGGUCAAGCACGUGCAGAGGUAGCACCCGCCCACUUGCACAAGGUCACUCAAAAUUCACCCGCGUGGCUAGACAUUCUCCAAUCACCGCUCGACGAAAGAGACGCGCAAAGUAUGGCUCGUCUGUUGACCACGCUCACCACCAAGUCCCACCCCGCCAACGGCGGCACCGGCAGCGGCAGCAGCGCAACUAGCAAAAAGCGCAAGCGAAGCGCACCCAGCAAAUCGACAUCCCUUGCUCAAGCCUUUUCAAAGUACGCGCCCCACGUCCUCGCAGCUCACAUUCGAUCUCUCAUCCAUCCAGCCACCUACGUUUCUGCUCGGUGCAGGACUGAGCUCAAACCGGGCCUGUAUGCGCUGUGUGAGAUGAUGGGAAGGCAUGAGAGGGACAGUUUGAUGCUGUCCGACAUGGAUCAGGCUCAAAGGUCCAUCCUCAAGACCAUAUGGGGCGAUUGGGAAUCUCAGAGGUACCGGGGAGAAUAG